UCUCACCCUUCGGCAAAGAGCCCAAGUUGAUGUUCCUCAGUGCGCAUGCCCGAUCGUGACACUGUCCCUUUCAGUGCGCCAACAGCGCGUCAACAGAGGAAUGCGGAUGGUGAUCAUUUUGAACGGUAACACAGCCACUACCAUGAAGAUGCUGGUCCUGAUGCUGUUGUUUUUUCCGACGAUCUACGGGUCGUCCCAAAAGAUCACUCCAACAAGCUCCGCUGAAGCCUUGUCUUCAUCAGCAUCGUCGUCGUCGUCGUCGUCGUCAAUUUCAACGUCACAUUCAUCAUUGUUGCUUGAAUUGACGCCCUCAUGGACGUUUGUUUCUCGCUCUUUGCCUUCUUUAUCUAUAUCAGGGCCUGUAAAUCCAACAAGUGCUUUGAGUACAGCGGUACCAAAGGAAACGAGUCUCACGCCACAUCCGUCAGCCAUUUGGCCCACAUCGUCAUCUGUUGCUGAUGCAUCGUCAGUAUGUGGAGGUGUGAUGACUAAAAAAACUGGUGUAAUUGACGAAGCCGGCAGCCCAACAAACUAUAAAUCUUGCAACUGGAUGAUUUAUUCGCCAGUCGAGGACUCCACCAUACUAAUGGUUUUUGAAAAUCAUACAGUCAAUCGCUGGACUUCCUGGAUUUCGAUACGGACUUGGAGACAAAACAAGAAUCUUUACCAAGGAAGGGACCCAUUUGCAAUUUUGCCGUUGGGCAGGAAUAUCACAGUCAGUCUUAUCUCGUACGGUUCUUAUUUUAGACUGAAGGCCCAUUACUUUGUGCUGAACAACACACCAGAAGGUUCCCACCAACGUGAAUGGAAUGUUACAGUCAGUGACGUCAGCUCAACAACGGUCAAUGUGAGUUGGUGUCAACUUAGUGAGAUUGCCUCAAAUGCCACCUACAUAUAUGGCUAUGUAGCUACAGUGCGCUUGCUACAGAAUGAUACUGGUGACAUACUUACGCUGAAUGUGACAAAUGCUCCAACUUCGAAUACAAGUUCAUCCUUCCUAAGUACUGUGGUGAGUGGCCUUAGACCCUACAGAGAGUAUGAAGUGAAAGUAGUGGCUCUCGUCAGAGAUCGGCAGACGGGUGUAAUUUUGUCGAAAAGCAGUCCAACUCAUGAAUUUCAAACUCUGGAGAGCGUUCCUGGCGCUGUUUCAUGGCUGUAUGUGCGCAGUCGAGAUGUCCACCGUUUGGAAAUUGAAUGGAGUCCAAUAUCUAGCGAAGAUGCUCAUGGAAUUCUUCUUGGCUACACAGUGCACUACAGAAUUGUUAAUUCAAACGAGAACUUUACGCAUGUUAGUGUGAAAGCAAAUACGCGAAAUUUAUAUUUAACCGGUCUGAAGGAAGAUACAAGAUAUAGAAUCAAAGUUGCAGGUCGUACAUCUGUUGGGAAUGGUGCAGAGCGUUCUACAUAUGCUAACACAGGGUGUGGGCAGAACUUUGAUGAACCUUCGGGUGAAAUCAGUUUAAGGAGUGCGCGCUCAUAUUAUUCAAGAGACUGUAAUUGGAUAAUCCAGGGUCCGGUAGUAAACUCCAGCAUUCUUCUUGUUUUUGAAGACUAUUAUGGCUGUAGCUAUGCACGAGUAGGAAGCAGUCGACAAACAAGGUACCAGGACUGCUAUUACCAACAGAUACCUUUUGCAGUAUUGGUGUUGGACAACUAUGUUGAAUUUACAUUUAGCCGACGGUACGGCUCCAGAACUCGACUGAAAGUUCAUUUUUUUAACUCACAAGUGGACGCUCUUCACCAAGCUGGAUGGAAUGUUACAGUUUUAAACGUUAGCUCCACAGAGGUCGAACUCAGUUGGUCUCGGUCGAAUACCAACGGUUCAAAUUCCUCCUCCAUAUUUGGUUAUGUUGCUGACUUGCACAUGCUACGGAAUAGUAUCGGUGACGUACUUUUGAUGAAUGUGGAAAAUGCUUCCUCCUCAAACACAAGUUCCUCCUUGAGUACGGUGGUGAGAGGCCUUAGACCCUACACAAAAUACCGAGUGAAAGUUCUGGCCCUUCUCAGAAACCACAUGACUGGUAAAAUUUCACCGAAAAGCAGCACAGUUGUUGAGGUUCAGACUCUCGAGAGCGUUCCUGGUCCUGUUCCAUGGCUGCAUGUAAGCAAGCGAGGUUUCCGUAGUCUUCAGAUUGAAUGGGGUUCUAUAUCUAGCGAAGAUGCUCAUGGAGUCCUUCUUGGCUACACUGUGCACUACCGAAUUCAUAAUUCAUACGAGAGCUUCACGAAUGUUAGUGUGAACGCAACAACUCGUGAGUUAAGUAUAAAAGGUCUGAAGGAGGAUACAAGAUUUCAUAUCAAAGUUGCAGGUCGAACAUCUGUCGGGGAAGGUCCAGAGUAUUCUACAUAUACAUACACAGCGUGUGGACGCGCGAUGAAUGGAACAACUGGUUUCAUUGAUGUAGCUGACACCUCAUCAUACUAUAAAUCUUGCAACUGGAUGAUUUCUUCACCAUUCAAGGACUCCACCAUACUACUGGUUUUUGAACAUUAUACAGUCAAUUGCUGGUAUACACGGACUUCGAUACGGUCUGGGAGACAGAGCAAGGAUUUUUGUCAAGGAUGGGAUUCAUUUGUAAUUUUGGUGUUCGACAGAAAGGUCACAGUCAGUCUUACCUCGUACGGUUCUUACUUUAGAUUGAAGGCCUAUUAUUUUGUGCUGACCAACACUACUUCAGAAAAUCCCCACCAACAUGAUUGGAAUGUUACAGUUAGUAAAGUCAGCUCAACAGCCAUUGAUGUGAGUUGGUCUCGACUUAAUAACGACAACUCAAAUUCCACCUACAUAUAUGGUUAUGUACCUACCGUGCACAUAACACAGUAUAAUACUGGUGAUAUACUUGUGCUGAAUGUGACAAAUGCUCCUUCCAAAAACACAAGUUCCUCCUUUUUGAGUACGGGGAUGAGAGGCCUUAGACCCUACACAAAGUACCGAGUGAAAGUUGUAGCUCUUGUAAGAGAUCGGAUAACUGGUGUAAUCUCACUGAAAAACAGUGCAGCUAUUGAGGUUACAACUCCAGAGGGUGUUCCCAGUGCUGUUCCAUGGCUGUCUGCAUGGGACCGAGAUUUCAACAGUCUUCGUAUUUAUUGGGGCUCAAUAUCGAGCGAAAAGGCAAAUGGAAUUCUUCUUGGCUACACAGUGUACUACAGACCUUAUAAUUCAAACGAGAGGUUCACGAAUAUUAGUGUGAAUAUUAACAUGAAUGCUAUAACUAUAACCGGUCUGAAAAAGGCUACAGGAUAUGAGAUCAGAGUUACCGGUCGAACAUCCGUCGGGGAAGGUACAGAACGUUCUACAUAUGCUGAAACAGAGUGUGGACAGAACUUUGAUAAGCCAUCAGGUGAACUCGGUAUAAACAGUGGAUCCCAGUUCUAUUAUCAUAGAACUUGUAAUUGGAUGAUUCGAUCUCCGGUUGUGAACUCCAGCAUCCUCCUUCUUUUUGAAGAAUACCAACCUAAUGAAGCCUGGACUUAUAUCAGAAGUGCGAGAGAAACAAAGUGGCUGGACCGCUAUAAAAAGGUGCCUUUGGCAGUUUUGGUGAUGGACAGCUUUGUGAGAGUCCGUAUUUACAAGGGAAAUAAUAAUAAUCUACUGAAAGCUCACUAUUUCAUCAUGAACAACUCACGCUCCGUUGCUCUCUAUCAACGUGGUUGGAAUGUCUCAAUUAGUAACGUCAGCUCCAGAGCAAUUGUUGUCAGUUGGCCUCCACUGAGUACUACCAGCUUAAACUCCACUUACAUAUAUGGCUAUGUGGUUUUCUUGCGCAUGCUUUCAAAUUUCAUGGGUGACAUACUUGUACAGGAAGAAGCAAACUCCACUUCCUUGAGCACGGUGGUGAGUGGACUGAGAGCCUACGUGAAAUACCAAGUAGAAGCUGUUGCUUUCCUCAAGGAUCGUGUUAGUGGUAAAAUAUCCUUGAAAACCAGCGAAAGUGCCGAAACUCAAACUGCAGAGGGGGCACCCUCUAGAGGACCUUCGUACAACAGGGUCUUUACUUUGGAUUAUCAGAGUAUUUUUGUCAGUUGGUAUGCAUUGCCUCAAGAGGAUAGCGGUGGCAUUUUGCGAGGAUACAGAGUGUCUUACCAAGACAGCCGGACCCAACAAACCAAAAAUGUUACCUUGGAACCAGAGGAGCGGCGGGUUAUCUUAACUGAUUUAGAGCCACAAACGUAUUACAUUAUUUACGUCUCUGCGUUUACAGCCAUGGGUGAAGGUCCAGGAAACUCUUAUUGGAUCAGAACACUGUGUGGAGCCACCAUUUCUGGUCACUUUGGAGAAAUGUCAAGUCCCGGGUUUCCUCAUUACAUCAAUCGGGGUGAAUGUAGUUGGAGCUACACCGCUCCUGACAAUAACUCAGUACUCUUGCUCACAUUUCAACACUUCGAUUUACCGUUUACAUGGAACUGCAGGCGUUUUUACAUGGAGAUCAAUAAAGGACAGGAUGUCGAGAGGAUUUGUGGGAGAAGGGACGGAUUAACAGUUGUUUGGGAGGGUCCUUCCUUACACCUGCGUUAUCAUUCGGAACGCCGGACAUCUUUAGCAACUGGUUUCAGGGCACAAUAUCACACACUUAACAAGUCAUUAGCCGAAGCCCCUCGUAUACAAGGCUGGAAUAUAACUGCUGAGAGUACCUCCUCUACAACAGUGUUAGUGACGUGGCCGAAUGACACCCUUGCUCUUUCGAUGAAGGAUGUUUACGGCUUCGUUGCAGCUUGCACAGCAACUGAAAUCAAAGAUACUUUACGUCUAGCUGCAGCUAAUUCUUCGACCUUCAGAACUUUGGUGCAAAGGCUUUUGCCCUACACAGAAUACAGGGUCCAAGUGACUGCCUUAUCCAAAAGUCAGAGUAACGGAUCAGUUUCAAUGGGGAGCAGUAGUGUUGUGGUACUCAGGACAAAGGAAGAUGUUCCUUCAAAGCCACCAAGUAACAUCGCGGCACUCGGGACAAAUUCUACAACUAUACGAGUUACAUGGUCUCCAAUAGAUAAACGUGAUAUCCGAGGAGAACUGCAAGGUUACCUGGUUCAGUAUAAGGAGGCCUGGUCACAAGAGAGCUAUCACAAUAUCUCCGUUGGGCCUCUAGUCUCGUCUGUGCAAUUGAAAGGCCUGAAAGUUUUCACACUGUAUAGAAUCUACCUCGCCGGGUUUACAAGAGCUGGUGUUGGGGUUCAAAGUCGACCACAUUUUCCUAAAACGGGUUGCCUGUUUUUUGUGCCUAGCGAUGUUACAGACUUCGCCAGUCCAAACUUUCCCAGUAAUUAUCCAAGUAACGCCAACUGCACAUGGGUGAUAGGUCAAGGAAUGGAAUUGAAGGAAACGAAGAUCAUACUGUUCUUCGACUACUUACAUACAGAAGGUUUUGGUACUCCAUGCAGCUCGGAUUAUGUUCAAGUGAGCGACAAAUCUCAAAGUAUAGACUGGAAAUUUUGUGGGAAGCAGCCUCCGUUUGCUGUCACCUUCACUGAAAGUUCUUUUACAGUACGUCUGUAUUCAGACAAUGGAAUAGAGGAAAAAGGUUUCUACGCUCGAUAUCUUUUGGUGAGACAGGAAAUAGAUCUUGAUUUGGCGAAAAAAGAGGAGAACACGAAUUCAGCCUCAGCCGUAUUAGAGUGGAAAAAGACGCAAAAUGUUGGUGAAUUGAAGGGUUACAUUGUAUUGUACAAGUUGUCUCAGUCAUCGACGUAUUGGAAUGUCAUACGGACAAAUGAUACUCAAGUAUCGCUCAAUAACAUUCAGCCAAGAAAAGAAUAUACCGUCAGAGUGCUACUCUUGGCCAAGUCAAAUGUCACCUACAUUAGUCAAACGUUCACCCUAGAAACUGGCGUAGUGCAAACUACGGGGGAGCCAACAAAUACACCGAGUCCAACAGCGGAAGUGCCAAUGCAACUCAUGUACCCUUACGGUCCUUCCGCUGGUGAUUCGGAAAUUCCAAACACGUAUGAGUACUCGUGGCAAUGUUUUAAGAUCGAUAUCCCGGACGAUGGAAUGCAAUUCUUUGGCAAGCGCCACUAUAAAGUUUACAUCUGUCGCAACGGUUUGCUGCAAUUUGAUUCUCAAUGGCUUCCCUGGUGGCCAUACAAUUUCGGGGAACGUUGGUGGCUGAAGAAAAAGGCAAUGUUGGCGCCCUAUUGGUGUUUGACGGAUACGGACGAAUCUUUUGUGAUUCAGGGCUUUUCUAAAGUUUACUAUCACGUGUAUUCAGAUUCCGAUCCAAGUUCUACUCCUAUGUUAAAGAGGGCCUCCUCAGACACCAAGAGGCUGUUGUCGACCACUUUGCCGACCGCCUUCAAGGCGUCAUGGGUGCUGGUGGUAACGUGGAAAAAUUUUCGUCCGUAUCAGUAUCCUGCCAAUAUGGCAAACCAGGGAAAUACGUUUCAGUUGGUUUUGAUCACGAAUGGAGUGUACUCCUUCACGAUGUAUAAUUAUCCAAGCAGCGGCCUGCAGUGGUCUGCUCCCACCCAGAGAAUGUAUUAUCAAUAUUAUUCCAAUGCGCGUGGUUUGCCUGUGGUUGGUUGGAAUGCUGGAGACAAAGGAGAAAGGAAAUAUAACAUGCCACGAUCGGGUACCGUAAACAUAGAAACAAUCGAUGGAAUAAGAGGCAACGCUGACAUGGUUGGGAAGUGGUUCUUCAGACUGGAAGAAUCCCUUGGGAAACUGAACGCAAGACAGGAGUGCAUUGGCUGGUUCAAAGCGCAACCAGAUCCUCGAUUCUACACUGAAGGCCUCGAACCUUGUCCUUGUAUAUUGAGACAAGCGUGGUGGGACGAAAGGUUCACAGUCAACUGGAGAGACUGGCCUAGAAUGUGUGGUUACGCUCAGUUCCCUUCACCAGAUGGGUGGGGCCAGGAAUGUUGUUAUUCGACUAACUGGCAAAGCUGGGGUGCUCUGCUUGUGGGAAAUCCUGGAGGAGGUUCUGCACAUAGAUACCACAAGUUGACAGAGGAAUUAAGGGCUAAACACGACUCAAGCGACGUGCAAGGCUAUCAAAAGUGCUGUGUCAACUCAGACUUGUGUGACUUAUAUUACAGGAGACGUCCUUCCGACGAUUGUGGAGAUUAUGUGGUUCCAGAAUGGAGUUGGCUCUGGGGUGACCCUCAUUUUGUCACUCUUGAUGGCAAAAACUACACCUUUAAUGGUCUUGGUGAAUACAUAAUGGCCGAUGCUCGUAAUGGGUUUUUUCAGUUACAGGCUCGGACAAAACUAGCUAAAGGCGAUGGAACAGCGACAGUGUUUUCCGCCGCAGCUGCCAAGGAAGACAAUUCUAGUAUUGUUCAGGUUGAAUUGAACGAUGCAGGAAUAUGCGUGCUGGUUGAUGGAGAGUCCUUUAAUUACACUAGCCUUUCAAAGGAAUCUGUUACACUGAGUGGCUCUGUUGCUGUUGCCAAACCUGACAACAACUCCUUCUUGAUGGUUUUUCCAUCGGGAAUAUCAGUCACAGUUAAAGCUGCUUCGGGAGCACUUUCAAUUGUACUUGCUGCACCAAAGAGCUUCAAAAAUCAAACAAAGGGCCUGCUCGGAACAUGGAAUGAUAAUCCUGAAGACGACUUUUUGACGCCCAAUGGAACCAUUUUGCCAACAAGCGCAAACAGCAAGAAAAUUCAUUACAAUUUUGGUCUCCUUUGGCAGGUAGACAACAGGUCCACACUAUUUACAUACAAACCAGGGGAAAGCCUGAAAACUUUCGAAAAUACAUCGUUUGUCCCAAUGUUUCUAGAAGACCUUUCCUUCCCAAAUGACACCUUACGCAAA
Molecule: messenger RNA, 7750 nt
Organism: Stylophora pistillata
Lineage: Eukaryota; Metazoa; Cnidaria; Anthozoa; Scleractinia; Pocilloporidae
Biological process (GO): cell-matrix adhesion
Molecular function (GO): calcium ion binding; protein binding
Source: RefSeq, a predicted model, not a curated record